Molecule: messenger RNA, 727 nt
Organism: Strongylocentrotus purpuratus (purple sea urchin)
Lineage: Eukaryota; Metazoa; Echinodermata; Echinoidea; Camarodonta; Strongylocentrotidae
Exons: 6
Coding region: 233-727 (164 amino acids)
Source: RefSeq, a predicted model, not a curated record
UGUGUGCAAAUAGUGACACUACACUGCAAGGUAAGGCAACCCACCCACUAUAGCUAUGCAUCACCUGUUGGAGCUAUGUAGAGUACAGUGGAGCCUAACUACCGAAUGCAUUCAACCAAAUUCUUUAAUCUACAUAACAAUAAGCGGGUUGUAUGGAGGGGAAAGGUUGAAUCCUAACAAUCACUCAGCUCGUCUCUGAAUCAUAUUGUUUAAGUAAUCACAGCUAUUUCUGAUGUCUGGGUUAUACGUAGGCGUGUGGGCUGGAACCGGGGAGCCUCCAGUACAACAGACUACUGCAGCAUUGGAUACUGAAUUAAAUCAGGAGGCUCCUACCACAAUACCAUCAGGCAACGGCAAUGAACAGCUCACAACACUGCUACAGACCAAUCCCAAAACAACGGAAGGCUCUUCCACGGAGGCGGCCACACUAACUGUACCAACAACGGAUGAGCUGAUACCCGAUACCACGCAGCCGCAACCGUCGACUCAACACACAAUGACGUCACAAACACUGACCGAUGGAACACAAACCACCGAGAAGCAUAAUAUGACUGUCACACAGAAACCUCUGGAGGUGAUUCUCACCGCUUGCUUCGACAACGCGACAGAGGGAGAAGCUAGCGCCAAACCUUACCGACCGCUGUCAUUCUCGAGUGGAACUGAGACAGACCGUCUUUCUGUCAGCUUCUACUCACCAUUUCUACAGACCAAACCAGGUUAUCAUUAG